This is a messenger RNA of Trichogramma pretiosum, 1537 nucleotides long. RefSeq names its product protein king tubby (gene ktub). Gene Ontology annotation, cellular component: cilium. The record is from RefSeq and is a predicted model, not a curated record. Bases 1 to 1218 code for a protein of 405 amino acids. Gene Ontology annotation, biological process: protein localization to cilium. Lineage: Eukaryota; Metazoa; Arthropoda; Insecta; Hymenoptera; Trichogrammatidae. The transcript has 8 exons.
AUGACAUCGUUGGAUUUGAGACAGCAAAAACUCGAGCAACAGAGACAACUUAUAGCUCAGAAACAAAAACAAAAAAGGCAAACUGGUGCUGGAGGAAUGGUGCAGGCUUCUAAUAUUUCUAGUGCACAACGUAACAGUCGCUCAGCAGCCUGGCAACAUGAAGUCCAUGGAUAUGACGGAACUUUACAAUACAAUAUGUUUCCAGGUACUCCUGAUUCUAGUACACUUCCUGAAAAUAGGACAAUGGAGUCUGAGUUAAUGACAGAUAUGAGCACUGAAGGAAUUUUUUAUGAUGGAGCUGAUGAGGAAUCUUCACCAGUCAUUCAAUCACCUACUGAAACUUUAGCGUGUGCAUCUCCUCUAAGAGUAGCUCCAUCGGAUGGGCCUCUGACAGUUAUCAAUAGAGAUAAUCAUAGUCCUGAACUUGAAGGUAAUGUUGAAGGUAAUCUUGAACAAUUUGUACUACAACCAGCCAACAAAAAAAUGCAUUACAAAUGCAGAAUAACACGCGAUAGAAAGGGAAUGGAUAGAGGAUUUUAUCCAACUUAUUUUUUACAUUUAGAAAGAGAUUAUGGUAAAAAGAUAUUCCUUCUGGCUGGACGUAAAAGAAAACGCAGUAAAACAAGUAAUUAUUUAAUAUCCACUGAUCCAACUGAUUUAUCAAGAGGUGGUGAAGCAUUCAUAGGCAAAUUGAGAUCGAAUCUUUUGGGAACACAAUUUACGAUAUACGAUAGUGGAUAUUCUCAGUUGAAAGACGAUAAAAGAGAAGAACGAAGAUCUCAUCCUCGGCAAGAAUUAGCCGCUGUAGUUUAUGAAACAAAUGUAUUGGGAUUCAAAGGUCCUCGAAAAAUGACCGUUAUCAUACCGGGAAUGACCCCCGAUGAGCGAAGAGUUGAAAUUUGCCCGCGAGAUGAAUCUGAAACGUUACUAGAACGAUGGAAAGCAAAGAAUAUGGAUAAUCUUAUUGAAUUGCAUAAUAAAACUCCAGUAUGGAAUGAUGACACUCAAUCAUAUGUAUUAAAUUUUCACGGCAGAGUAACGCAGGCAUCGGUGAAAAAUUUUCAAGUAGUUCACGAAACUGAUGUGGACUAUGUAGUCAUGCAAUUUGGUAGAGUCGCCGAGGAUGUAUUCACGAUGGAUUAUCGAUUCCCGUUGUGCGCUUUGCAAGCUUUUGCCAUAGCUUUGAGUAGUUUUGACAGUAAGCUUGCCUGCGAAUAAUAAGAUGUAACUAAAAUAUCGACAGCUCAUAAAAAGGUAAGCCUGUUACUCUUGAUUAUGUAUGUACGCCAAUACAUAAAGGGUUGUAGAUACAUCAAAACAUUGUAAAAGCAAAUCAUUCAGAACAAUGAACUGACAAUCUAAUAGUGCGUUUACCUGCUCGUUCAAUAAUCGAUGUUCGACUUUGUAUGUAGCAACAGUAAAUAACUCAUGCUGUAUGUUUCUCUCAACUAUGAAAACUUUUACUGAUAAACUUUUUUUUUCAUAUUAAUUUGCACAAAUGAAAAAAUGUGGUUGUGAAUUUAAUUUCAUUGUUGAG